AUGGCUAGAAAUUCUAUCCUCAAACUCCUGCAUGAAUCUCAAGCCAUCCAGAGAUGGACAUUGGAAGGCCGAUCGUCCUCGCUUCAUUUUCAAGCGGAAUUCGAAAGACAAUCAACAGAAGGCAAUGCAAUUGUAACCAAAAAUAAUAGUGAGGAUAAAGAAUCGAUGGGGAAAAAAUGUGCCAUUCCUGAUGACGAACCUAAACCCGAUGAUGACUAUAUAGUACCGCAAGGCUGUUAUAUUAAUGUUGCGGCACCAUACAGUAUGCAUAUUGCUAAUGUCCUGUGCAGUGGGGAAAUCGAUAUUGAUAAUCUGAUAGCAAGUGAGGAGUGUGGUAUGAUUUGGGGUAUGGGUGAGGACUGUUUACUUGGUGAAUCCAGUGAGGAUGUCAUAAAACGAUAUCAUUGUAAUGAGGAUCUUGAUUUAAUUAAAUACAGGGUUAUUCAAGUUGAUCAUGGUUGUGGGAUCAAAUAG
Striga asiatica is the source of this 474-nucleotide messenger RNA. The record is from the annotation of a GenBank genome assembly. NCBI's taxonomy places the organism in Eukaryota, Viridiplantae, Streptophyta, Magnoliopsida, Lamiales, Orobanchaceae.